Molecule: messenger RNA, 1632 nt
Organism: Ceutorhynchus assimilis (cabbage seed weevil)
Lineage: Eukaryota; Metazoa; Arthropoda; Insecta; Coleoptera; Curculionidae
Source: the annotation of a GenBank genome assembly
GCAGAAUUGGAUAUGGAUGAACCGACGCCAAGCCAAGAGCAAGUUGAAAAUGAAAAAGAAGAAGCCAAAUCUCAGACAUUAGUUGUUGAAGAGCAAAAAGCUACAGAAGAAGAAGUGAAAGAGAAACCAAUUGAAGAAAUUCAAGUUGAAGAUGCGGGAGAUUUAGAACAAGCUCUAGAGGUUCGAGAAAUUCAAGAUGAAGAAGUCCUAUUCCAAGAAGGCAAUUUAAACGCAUCUGAAACUGCUAUCCUAAAAGAACCAAAAGACCUCCUCGAAACCAGCAUGACUAUGUUAGCAGAAGACGAGUUGGACAAAAUCGAUUCUGGUACCAGUCAGGCGCAUCCUUUGGACGAGCUUACCGAUCAACAACUGAUUGAACUAGUUGAAGAAAUGGAAACCGAGAAUCGGCAUUUGUACUUGGAGAAUAUUUUGUUCGAGUCUUUUUUGAAAGAGCACGAUCCUUCCUCGUUAGACGGCUUCGAGGAAAUAAUUAAUUUUUUAUUGAGGAAGCCUUCUACGUCUCCCACGCGCGUUUCGACUGGUGUUUCUUUGGACAGAGACAGAGGUUCUGGUUCUAAGGAAAAAUAUCGUUUAGAUUCCUAUACAAGUAUUACGUCUAUAGCGGAAGGUAAAGGGCCAAAAAUCAACCUGUCGCAAAAAACUGAAAUGCUAUUGAGAGCAAUGGAAGAAAGUCACAUAGCUCUGGAGAGUUUUUUGAAGAAAUGUCAUGCCACCAAAAGGAACCUUAAGGCCGAAUUGGAAGAGUUUAGCAUAAGAGAAGCCGAAAUUAAAGAAGCCACAGAAAUAUUCGAAUACAGCGUAGUGACUCAAGGCAUUGAUAAGUUAACUCAGCGAAUACCUGCAGAAAAAUUCAUAAGAUAUAUGGAGGAAUGGUUGAAAAGUGCACAAUUGCAAAUAGAAAAAUUGCGUCUAAAAAUUGCUACGUUAAAAGUGCAAUAUAAAAAAGUGUCGCAACAAUUAAUACAGAGACAAGAGUUAGGGGAAAAUGUCCAUGCAGUUGAUUUCGAUCAAUUGGAAAUCGAAAACAAACAUUUCCUAGAAAGAAUCAACCAAAAAAAUGUCCAUUUAGUCGAACUGAAAAAGAUGAACGGCAAAGCCAAUUUAGUUUUAAGCAAUCAUAAAAAAUUCCUACAAAAACAACAAGACGAUUGCAACAAAUUGAAAAUUCAAAUACGAGAAAAAAAUAAACUCAUCGAAAGAACUGAAAAAGAAUGCGAAGCUGCCGAGAGAGAACUACAACUGGAAAUGGACAAGUAUGACCAUUGCAGACGUUUGAAAAACGAAUACACGGUACCGGAUGUGAUGCAAUACGUACGAUUAAAAGACCAACUGUUCGAUAUAAAAAAAAACAUCAAAAUUUGGACUAGGAGAAAUAAAAUACAGGAAAUUGCUUUGAGCACCUGCAUAAGGGAAUUGAAAGGGCUUAUGGGGAUGAAAGAAAUCGAUCCGAAAUGGUUCGAAGAAAUCGAAUCUGUUGAAGGAUCAACGUCCGAUGACUAAAACCUCAAAUUCUUAUAUUUGUUUAUCGCUAUUGAUACCGUUUUAAUAUUAUACCAUUUUUUAUAUAUUUCUAAUAAAUUGGCGAGAUUCAACAAUAAAUACAGCAUUGAG